AUGAAACACGUCCGCAGGUCUUGACCGGCGACAACUGUUCCCCCAGAGCCCGCCGAAUGUCACUACCGUCAUUCUAUCACUCCAGCAACCCGUCCUUCGCGCCGCAAGCUCCUCAUCGUUCCACAGGAUGUUCUCUAAGCCACUCCUCAUGGCAGCACUGGCGAUCGGCUCACUAGUAAUGUCAGCUUUAGCCGCCCCGAAGCCCCAAAGCACGAACCUACCGUGCUGCCCAGCUCAACUGCCUUGCCCCUUCCACCGCAAAUGCCCGAUUCCCCAGAUUUCCCCAGACUGUCAACAAUGCUCGUCAACGUCCACGACUACGACUACGACGACGACACCUGUGUAGCAGUUCUGAUGUGCUUCGAUCUAGACAAUCUAUAUGCAGUGACGAUACACGAGACAUGAUGAGCUACCAAAUUCAAAAGGGUAUGAAC
Molecule: messenger RNA, 434 nt
Organism: Fomitopsis serialis
Lineage: Eukaryota; Fungi; Basidiomycota; Agaricomycetes; Polyporales; Fomitopsidaceae
Exons: 4
Coding region: 128-346 (72 amino acids)
Source: RefSeq, a predicted model, not a curated record